AGUCAUGUGAUCACUAAUUUAACAAAAUGGACACCGCUGUUGUGGUCGGUAUCAUCACAGCUGUUUUUGCCUUUAUCGGCAUCGUGCUGCCGGUUUUGGUUCAAUUCUUCAUGUGGAGAUCGGCUAACAAAGGGAUAAUUCAAAUAAUGCUGAUUUUAAGUGCUGUGUGUUGCUAUAUUUUCUGGCUCACAGCAUAUAUCUGUCAGUUGAACCCCCUGUUUGGACCCCAGCUGACGACAGAAAUCAUACGGGUGAUGCAGUGGGAAUGGGGUCAAUGAUCUGUGUUCUAGGAUAUCUGUAAACUUGUGACUGUGUAAAGACAUCACCUUCAACCAUUAAAUAUUUAAGAUAUUUGAACGUACAUGGAUGUUGUGUUAGAAACCAACGACACACUGUGUCGUGUGGGCAGGCUUCGUCAUCGUCGGUCUAGUUCAGGCUGUAUAUAUACUGGAAAUACGUAUUUCAUUCCAUAUUUAAUAUAUGUGUAUGUUCUGUAAACCAGGAAAUAUUAACAAACUUAAAAUAUACUUAACAUGGAUUUAGUAAUUAGCUAACUGGACCCUAAGGCAGGGACUAAUAAUGCGAAAAAAAUAAAGGGAUUUUCAAUAUUUUUUAUAUAGGCAAAAAAGAAACAUCCAUGUGACCUUUUUAGUAAUAAAUUAAAGUAAUAUUAUGUUAGGUUGUCACUUUUUUAUUAUCUUGUCAUAGGUUAAUGGUUUAGCGUUUUAUAAGCAGGACUUGUGAAAUUUGAUUCAUUGACCUGUUGGCAACAUACAAAGGAAGGAAAUGUUUCAUUUAACGACACACGUAACACAUUUUAUUUACAGCAACAUAAUGCAAUAGCUAAUUUAUAAUACAAUCUAUUGUCUGGGGCAUAGACCGAGAGAAAAAAAAAGGCUGAGGCAAACCCAGACCUGUAAAAUAAAUAUCAGUGUCAUGGGAAAAAUAAAAUAAAUCGGGGGAAAUUCUAGAUGAGGCAAGCAACUCGUUUGCCUCAUGCUGGCUACGCCAUUGAUUGUGCUACAUAUAAAAUGUGUUUUUGUGAUAUCAAUAUGAUGAAUUUUAAUUUUAUUUACUAUAGUAGCACAUUUCAUAGUCAUUACUAUAUAUUAUUUCAUGUUUUACAGUAUGUAUUGGUAGGAAAGUCAUUCAGAGUAAUAUCUGGAUAAUGGUUGUUUAUGAACUUAAAUAGUAAUUUUUGUUUUGUUUGUCCAUUGGUAAGCAAACUGUACAUUCUAAUCAAAGACUGUUUUGACAUUAUGUAAAUUUUGUGUUGUAAAGCACAGGCUUCUGAAAAUUGUGAGAAUGGUAAUUUCAUGCUCGCGUCACCUGGGCAAGUUUAGUUUUCAUAACGCAUUUUUGGUUCACUCAUACAAUUUAGGAUAUCAUUUUCAUGGUCAUGGUGAGUUACUCAAAAAUGGAUUAUGCCAAUUUAUUGGAGGCCUGAAGCUCUGUAUGGAUAGUAUAAUAAUAGAAUAUAGAUUGCAUUCCAAUCAAGUGCAUACAAAUAAAAUCAUGUACAUGUA
This is a messenger RNA of Gigantopelta aegis, 1526 nucleotides long. RefSeq names its product V-type proton ATPase subunit e 1-like. Gene Ontology annotation, cellular component: proton-transporting V-type ATPase, V0 domain. The transcript is spliced from 4 exons. NCBI's taxonomy places the organism in Eukaryota, Metazoa, Mollusca, Gastropoda, Neomphalida, Peltospiridae. The coding region runs from base 27 to 278 and encodes 83 amino acids. Gene Ontology annotation, molecular function: proton-transporting ATPase activity, rotational mechanism. Gene Ontology annotation, biological process: proton transmembrane transport. The record is from RefSeq and is a predicted model, not a curated record.